GAUAACAAGCAGAGUGGUUUUCACAACGAAAGCGGUGAUGUUUCGGAGGCAAGUCAAACGGCUGUGAACUGAUUGCCAAAGCACCACGGACGUGAGACAAGACUUUAGUUAUUUUUUUUAGACCUUUAUUGAAUUUACCCAUGUCGCUGUUAAGCUGUAUAGACUUGGACGUUUUGAAUGAACCCACCUCGUUAUCAUUCAGGACCAUAUGUUGAGAAAACCGAGUGGAGAAGAAGAAAAAAAAGAAACGACAGUUUCGGAGGCUGUCUGGAUCCGGAGGACGAAGCGGCUAUAGCUAAUAGUAACACAGCUGUGGAGCCAAGAGGGAUAUUCACACUCCAAGUGACAUCGCCAACAAAUAGGACACGGAACAGAGGAUAAUCUGGCCGAGGAUAACCUUGUCAAUCUCCUGGCGUCGAGAAGAAGAUAAGUUAGUUUGCUUGGUGCGAAGAUAACACCUGACUACGGUGAAUACUGUCAUCUCAAAAUAGAAACGAAACAAAACAAGCUUCCAGCUGCCGUCAAGUGUUUUGAGGAUGAACCACUUAUCGCUCAGCGAGCUAUGUUGCCUGUUCUGCUGUCCACCGUGCCCCAGCAAGAUCGCCUCCAAGCUGGCCUUUCUGCCCCCAGAGCCCACCUACAGCCUCAUGUCUGACGACAGCGGCAGCCGAUGGACAUUGCACCUGUCCGAACGCGCCGACUGGCAGUACACAUCCCGCGAGAAGGACGCCAUCGAGUGUUUCAUGACACGCACGUCAAGAGGGAACCGCAUUGCCUGCAUGUUUGUCCGCUGCUCGCCCAGCGCCCGAUACACUCUAUUAUUCUCCCAUGGAAACGCAGUGGACUUGGGCCAGAUGAGCAGCUUUUACAUUGGCCUGGGUUCACGGAUCAACUGCAACGUGUUCUCCUAUGAUUACUCGGGUUAUGGGGCGAGUUCUGGCAAGCCAUCAGAGAAGAACCUGUAUGCUGAUGUAGAUGCUGCCUGGCAGGCACUCCGGUCACGGUAUGGCAUCCGGCCAGAGAACGUGAUCGUGUACGGCCAGAGCAUUGGCACCGUGCCCUCUGUGGACCUGGCUUCUCGCUAUGAGAGCGCUGCAGUCAUCCUCCACUCCCCGCUCACCUCUGGCAUGAGAGUGGCCUUCCCUGACACCAAGAAGACCUACUGCUUUGACGCCUUCCCAAACAUCGACAAGAUUUCAAAGGUAACGUCACCGGUACUGGUGAUCCACGGCACGGAGGAUGAGGUCAUCGACUUCUCCCACGGCCUGGCGCUGUAUGAACGCUGCCAGCGCCCCGUGGAGCCGCUCUGGGUGGAGGGGGCUGGACACAAUGACGUGGAGCUAUACGGACAAUACCUGGAGAGACUUAAACAGUUUGUCGCACAUGAGCUAGUCAACUUGUAGAAGAGCUAUAUAAGAAUAAAAGAGUGGAGAGGGAAGAAGAGAAGAAAGCAGUGGUUUUCAUGAGCGGUUGGAUGAUGGAGAAGGGGUACAACUUUUCCUUUUUUCUGUGAAGUGAUGCAGGUAGAAGUGGUGUUUCUCUGUGUAGUACUGAAGUUUCGGUGGCAGUCUCCUCUCAUAAUCGAGCACCUCUCCCCCCUUGGAGCUCCAGUUCGGCCAGCCAUGUCAGUACUGUCCACUCCACGUGCUGCAGCUGUGAACUUCCAAGUACCCAUCAUUUUGUUUUGCUUUUAGAUUUUCUUUUAAUUACGUUGAAAAUUGCACAUCGUGUAAAAGUGUGAAUGAAAGAGGAAGCAGACGCGUGCACAGACAACAUACCAUGUGUACAUGCAGCAUAUGAGAGAGUGUGUGAGAGCUUGUGUGUCACGUUUUUGCUGCCUUUUAAGGAGAACAUGGUCCACUGUUAACGGAGAGAUUCAUGAGGCUUUUGAGAAAAAGCCUCACUGCAAACUGGACUCGACCAGAAGUGGACCAGACUCUCCCUUAUCCAACUGAAAUCCAUCUGACUUCGAGGUCAGGUUCAGUCCUACACUCAGCAAUCACCAUUACUUUUUUUGACUACUGUUUAUUAUAUUUUUUUAUAUUAUACAUGAUAUUUGCACGUUAUCAGCUGUCGCUGAAGAACAGUACAAGACAAACUGACUUUAUCUAGCUGUGCCAGUGUUGCCAAAUGUUUAGUAUAAUAUAUAGCAGAGUUGGAUACACAAAUAACUUUGUACUCUGUGCAAAAUACAUCUAGAAAUAUCUCCAAAGCUCUGUAAGCUGUAUUCAGUCUCUACUUCUCUGUUUAGUCUUAAAAUGGUACAGUUUGAUGUUACAAUCUAUAAGAAUAUGAUGCAAGAUGGGGCUGGAUAUCAUUGACCAUUAUAGUGCUGGUUAUUUCCUCUCAUCUUUUGAGAAUAUUUCCUAUGGAGAUAGAUUGGUCUCAUUAUUUUCUUUCACAGGUGGAAAAUCCCUGUGUGAAGUGUAAAUAUAAAACUCCUUCCACAAAUAGAAAAAAGAUUGUAAAACGUUUUUAAUGGAUCUGCAAAUGCAAAAAUAUAUUCCACAAAUGGGGGAAGAAAACCCGGAUUAAAUUACAAUAAUUUAAAAAAUAAAUGAAAAGCAUUUGCAAAUCCAAUUAUUUGUUUGUGACCCAAAGGCAUUAGGGGAUUUUGUUUCCACGCUUGCAGAUUUGCAUUUCAAACACACAAAAUAAACAAAAAUGCCUGUUUGAAACCAGUAAAUGUUCAGAAGCACGGAUGCUUUUCAUCUAUUUGUAAAUUUAUUUAAUGAUUGUGGAUAUGCAGAUCCGUUUUAAAUGUGCAAAAUAUUUUUGUGGGUUUACAAAUCCUUUUUUUGUGUGUUUGUGGAAGGUGUUUUACAUUAACAGAUUACAAAUUUACACACAGAUUGUCAAUCUGUUUACACUGAUAAUAUUGGCACAAAUCUAUCUCCAAAGUUUCUACCAGUUCUUACUUCAAGAUAAACUCAGAAGUAUUGCUGCUGUUAGAUCUGUAUCACUUUGAACUGGAUGUUUUCAGAAGAUUAAAAGGCUGGACAAAAUAUCUGACCCCUCUUUGGAAAUAAGUAUUUGCCUUGAUAUAGUAACUAUUAUGAAACCCAGUGUUGACAGAUUUUUUUCCUGUCUUUGGGUCUGAAGAUAUCAAGUUAAAUAUAUAUGUAGUUGUUAUUAUUAGAAAUCUCUCUUAUGUACCUGAAUCAGAUCUUUAUAGAUGUCUUUUUUUUAUAUCGAUAGAAAAUUAUGUUAACUACUGUGACAGCAGCUAACGGUCUGUGCUCUGAUAUAGACUUAAUACCACUAAUGCCAAUCAGGACUGAAUGGUGAACAUUAUUAACACAGCUGGUGUCACUUCAGUUCAGGAAAUUGUUUAAAAGUGAAAAUGUUAUGUAUUUUUUAAAGUUAUCGAGAAGCAUUCACAUCAGUACAUUUGAGCUUAAAAAAUGAAUGGACGAUGGGUUAUGACAGCAUAAGUGGCUCGGCAUUAAAGGCCUCUAUCAUAGACAGAAUGUUUUGUUUUUGUCUUAACGUUAUAUUUUUGUCUGCAUGGUAUUUCUGGAUCCAUUGUCGUCUGUUGAUUUGCCCUUUU
Messenger RNA from Centropristis striata (black sea bass), 3550 nucleotides. RefSeq names its product abhydrolase domain containing 17B, depalmitoylase (gene abhd17b). Bases 537 to 1403 code for a protein of 288 amino acids. Gene Ontology annotation, cellular component: endosome membrane; plasma membrane. Gene Ontology annotation, biological process: protein depalmitoylation. The record is from RefSeq and is a predicted model, not a curated record. NCBI's taxonomy places the organism in Eukaryota, Metazoa, Chordata, Actinopteri, Perciformes, Serranidae. Gene Ontology annotation, molecular function: palmitoyl-(protein) hydrolase activity. The transcript has 4 exons.